Molecule: messenger RNA, 918 nt
Organism: Pelmatolapia mariae (spotted tilapia)
Lineage: Eukaryota; Metazoa; Chordata; Actinopteri; Cichliformes; Cichlidae
Product: low affinity immunoglobulin gamma Fc region receptor II-like
Exons: 7
Coding region: 1-918 (305 amino acids)
Biological process (GO): cell surface receptor signaling pathway
Cellular component (GO): plasma membrane
Molecular function (GO): transmembrane signaling receptor activity
Source: RefSeq, a predicted model, not a curated record
AUGGUAAACCAGCCAGAGGCAGACAUGGGGUCUUUGCACAGGGGCCUUUGCAAAGAUGCAGAUGAGGCUGAGAUGCAGGAGCUGAUGUGCAGUCAAAGCUGUCCCCAAGCAGCUUACACUCGUCUGACUGUGAGUCCCAGCAGCUCUCAGUUCUUUAAAGGAGACUUUGUGUCUCUGAGCUGUGAGGAGGACGACAGCUCUGCUGGAUGGACUCUGAGGAGAAAGACAAGCAAACAACAGAGGACUCAGUGUGGAGAUGGGUGGGGAAGAUGGUCUGGUUCUUCAUGUAGCAUUAGCUACAUGGACCCAUUGGACAGUGGAGUUUACUGGUGUGAGUCCAGAGAGGGUCCCAUCAGUAACAUGGUUAACCUGACAGUCACUGGUGGAUCAGUGAUCCUGCAGAGUCCUGUCCUCCCUGUGAUGGAGGGAGAUGACGUCACUCUGCUCUGUAAAACAAAGACCACUCCCUCCAACCUCCCAGCUGCUUUCUAUAAAGAUGGCUCCCUCAUCAGGAAGCAGCCUACAGGUCACAUGACCAUCCAGCAUGUUUCCAGGUCUGAUGAAGGCCUCUACAAGUGUGACAUCAGCGGUCAUGGAGAGUCUCCAUCCAGCUGGAUCACUGUCACAGACAAACACACCACCACACCUCCACCUACAUCCACAACUCUGGCUUCAUCCACUUCUCCUCCAUCACUGUCCUCCACUGCUCUCUCUGUGUUGUCAUUUCUUAAAUCGAUCUGUGGGUUCUUACUGGUGUUACUGGUUCUGUUAGGGAGGACACGUGUUCACAGGAAAACUGAAGUUGCUGUCUCCCCUGUCGGCUAUAUCCCCGUGUCCAGUCAGUGUCUGUGUCUGCCCUGGUCCCACAUCUCUGUCCCCCCUGUUGCAGUGCCUGCCUAUGAGUCUGUGUCUGCCUGA